AUGACGCCUAACGCGGUUAACGGAAUCGACCCGGACCGGUUCCGGGAUCCGACCACCGCGUGGCUCGGUCUUGACGGGGAAUGGAGAGUCAUCGUCGGUAGCUCGACGGACGAACGCCGAGGGUUAGUGCUUCUUUACAAAAGCAGAGAUUUCUUCAACUGGACGCAAUCGACGAAGCCUUUACAUUACGAAGACUUAACCGGAAUGUGGGAAUGUCCUGAUUUUUUCCCGGUCUCGACAACCGGUUCGGACGGUGUUGAGACGUCUUCGUUUGGUCAGGAUGAGGUUAAGUACGUGCUUAAAGUGAGUUUGAUUGAGACACUACAUGAUUAUUACACGAUUGGGAGUUACGAUCGUGAGAAAGAUGUGUAUGUACCGGAUCUUGGGUUUGUGCAAGACGAAACGGCUCCGAGGUUAGAUUAUGGGAAAUACUACGCGUCGAAAACGUUUUACGAUGAUGAUAAGAAACGAAGGAUCUUGUGGGGUUGGGUUAAUGAAUCGUCUCCGGCUAAAGAUGAUAUCAAGAAGGGUUGGGCUGGUCUUCAGUCAUUUCCGAGGAAGAUAUGGCUAGAUGAAUCGGGAAAGGAAUUAUUACAAUGGCCGAUUGAAGAGAUUGAGACAUUGCGUGGGACACAAGUCAACUGGCACAACAAAAUUCUUGAAGCAGGAUCUACUCUCCAAGUUCAUGGUGUCACUGCUGCACAGGCAGAUGUUGAGGUGUUGUUCAAGGUGAAUGAAAUUGAAAAAGCGGAUGUGAUUGAUCCGAGUUGGACCGACCCACAAAAGAUAUGUAGUCAAGAAGAAUCGUCGGUUAAGUCCGGUAUAGGACCAUUUGGUUUGAAGGUUUUGGCAUCCAAGGACAUGGAAGAGUACACGUCGGUAUACUUCAGAAUCUUCAAGUCGAAUGAUACUAAUAAGAAUACCAAGUACCUGGUGUUGAUGUGCAGUAACCAGAACAGAUCUUCGUUGAAUGAUGAAAAUGAUAAAUCCGCAUUUGGUGCUUUUGUGGCGAUAGACCCUUCUCACCAAACAAUUUCUCUUAGGACUUUGAUUGAUCACUCGAUAGUGGAGAGUUAUGGUGGAGGAGGCAGAAAAUGUAUAACCUCUAGAGUGUAUCCAAAAUUGGCAAUCGGAGAAAAUGCAAAUCUUUUUGCCUUUAACAAAGGAACUCAAAGUGUUGAUGUCUUAAGCCUAAGUGCUUGGAGUUUGAAGUCUGCUCAUGUCAAUGACGAGUCGAUUUCACCAUUUAUCGAGCGUGAAGAUUCACACUCACCUAAACAGUCUUGAGUGGAAAUGAAAUAUAUACUACAUACUACCAUUGUAAGGGAAAAUCAAAAUAAUUAAGAGGCCACAACAUUAUUAUGUGAUAUCAAUCUUCUUGAACAUUGUGCUAUUCAAUUCAAAGUUUGAAGUUUUUUUUUUUUUUU
Molecule: messenger RNA, 1427 nt
Organism: Camelina sativa (false flax)
Lineage: Eukaryota; Viridiplantae; Streptophyta; Magnoliopsida; Brassicales; Brassicaceae
Source: RefSeq, a predicted model, not a curated record